AUGCAGUCAGCAGAGACCAUCGCCCUCGCGGGGGAGGUGGCAAGCAAAGGGAAGGGCUCGCGCGGAAGGAUGUUCAAAGAGAAGAGCUGGGCUGCAAGGGCUGAAAUCCGCAUCAUGACAGGUUGUCAGGUAGCCGACAUGUUAGAGUUCGAAAAGGAUAGCAUGCAAACUGCGCUUAAUGGUUUUUGCCCCAACUUUGAUUCCUUCGCCUGUAUGAGGACCCUCCAGUCCAUGGUGGGCCUUUCGCGCGCUCUGCGCGCCCCCCUCGGCGUACCGCGUUUAAUCCAGGAAAAACUGGCAUCCUCACAGCUGCGGAAUGAGCGGUUCCAGUGGAGUACAGGGCAUACGGUCAUUGCUUUGUUCUCCGUGCCAUUUGUUUAUUGGGGUGCCAAAUCCACAUACAUGACGGCCAGAAUGCGGCGCCUAGACACUCAGGAGAUUCUGUCUGACAGAUUCACUUGGCUUCAUGAGAGAAUGCUAGAAGAUGAAGUGGAUGCACUUCUUAUCCAGCAAGUGGCAGACAGCAAUAUUGACCGCGCUCAGCCUCUGCUGCGUCUAGGACCUUCAUACGUUCGCUAA
Molecule: messenger RNA, 579 nt
Organism: Eimeria mitis
Lineage: Eukaryota; Apicomplexa; Conoidasida; Eucoccidiorida; Eimeriidae
Exons: 5
Coding region: 1-579 (192 amino acids)
Source: RefSeq, a predicted model, not a curated record